AAAGACAUAAAGGAAGCAGCGCCAUAUUGUAUUUAGAGACAUUUUUGUUUUCUAAAAGAUCGGAUUAUGAUGGGACCUACCGAGCCUUUAGGUUUGUAUAUAUUUGUUUAUGCUGUUACGUUAGAGAAUUGGUAAUAUUUUGAUUUGUAAAUAAUAAAUUGUUGAUCUAUAUAAUAUAUUUCUGCGAUGGUAUAUGAACUGGGGAUGAACUACGUUUCGUUCGCCGGUAUUUAAAGUCCGCAAAGAAAAAUAAUUCGCCACAAAUGUCCCACGGUAAUUAGAACCAACUUUAGAGUAACAAAUGAUCUUUGAGAGGCUUUAACGGGGAUUUUUGUGAUUUCUUCUCUGAAUACUGCAAAACGAUUUCUUACUUUUAGGUUCACUUUUAAUAGAUCAGACAAUAUUCUCGUAUACACAAGACAAUGUUUUGAUGUCAAAAUGAGAAAUAGAAUUACUGAUCGAUACAUUUCAAUAUAUAAAUGAGUAGAAUUUUAUGUUAUUUCAGAAUCUUUGGUUUGUGUGUUAAUCAAAACAUGAGAAUACUGCGUUUUGUUGAUUGAAUAAUUGAUGUAUAAAGUCCGGCACAGACGUGUACCAACUCCUCAUUUAUAUUUGUUUUUCAUAGCAUCUGGUGUGAUUGCUUACAAUGGCGACUCAGAACGCGGAUGGAAUGACCCUCCAACAAUAUCAUUCAAUACAUUGACUGGCUCAAAGAAAGGACCAAAACUAGACCUAAGAAAACGAGUAUCGCAUCAAGAAGCCUUGACAGGUCGAAGAGUAACAUCUCCGCUAAAUCAAAGCCCACCAAAUUUAUAUAAGCAAGGAAAUAAUUUAUCUAACGGUACGAAAUGAUUCUUUAUACUUCUGAAUUUUGAGACAAUAUUACCCUCACAAGAAUAUUUGCGUUGAUCUAGUGUUUAUGUGUUUCAUAGUUACGGUUUACUAUAAGACGCCCCCACACACUAGGAUGAUAAUAAGUAAAAAGCUAGAUUAUUCUUUUCAAAAAUAUUUAUAGUCUGUAGUGGAUGGUUGUUUUAAUGAUCGUCUAGAGUCGCGAUGUCUGUUGAUUAUUAGAAUUUUAACAUUUGACAACUUUCUGUCUUGGCCUGACCUGUUAAUUAUGACAACGUGCAAUCCAGACAUACUUUCUUUAAUUUAUUCGCUCUGGUACACAAUACAGGAGACAUGUUAGUUACUUCUUAAUAAAUAUUAAAUGCCUUUCCUGUUGACAUUUAAAAUGAACUGUAUUAGUGUGUUACCCAAAGUGUCUAAUGCCAAAUGAUUUUAUUCACAAUCUAAAGCCUGCUGCACCACAGAUGAUAGAUUAUACCAGAUCAAUCACUGUGUAUCUAUCCCUAUGAUUUUCGUGUCCGCGAUUUUCGCGAGUCUAUGACGCGUGCAACACUUACUGCCAAAAUGGCGCUUACUGCCAAAAUGUGUGAAUUAUACUUACUGCCAAAAUGGUGGCCAAUGCGUGUUCAUAAAAAAUCGCGGACACAAUUUUGGCUGAGUGAUUCAUCUGAUAUUAUCUAUCAUCUAUGGCUGCACACAAGAGAAACUUGCUGAGCUAACUGCGCAUGCCUUGCAUGAUGACUAGCUGGCUCAGCAUGUUUCUCUCAAGGCCUUGAGGAAAAUAUAUAUUGUGUUUGAUAUUUUUCACCUCAACAUAUGUGGAUGUUGUGGCUUAGGGAAAGUACAUUUAUUACACCGAGGGAGGGGGAUGAAGAUGUCUUGAAAAAAACUCAUAUUUUUACAGGGCCCCUGUUGAGGUUAUCGAUAAAUUUCGAUGCCCCCCCCUCCAAGUUUUUAAAAUUUUCAAUGCCCCUCUAGAAUUUGGAAUCGAAGGAGUACAAUCCGGAAUUCUACGGGAGAAACGGGGGUAUUUCUGGCGUUUUCUAAAGCAAAUUUCGCAAACAACUUGCAUGUAAAUUGACUGUAUUUUACAAAAAUGGUUAUCAUUUCACAAAAAUAAUUACUUUAUUAUGCAAAUUUUACCUGAAAAUGUAAAAAUUUUAACUUUAAUUUGCUGGGGUCAAACCUUUGAAAAGUUUAGAGCCCCCCCCUUCAGUAUAUCAAGAACUUUCAGAGCCCCCCCUUUAAUGCCAGAAAAUAUUUCGGAGCCCCCCCCUUAACAUCUUCAUCCCCCCCUUAACAUCUUCAUCCCCCCCCCUCGGCAUAAUAAAUGUACUUUCCCUCAGUGCUGAGCUGCUUGAAUUAACUAACCAAUGACAAGCCAUAGUCUCUUCACAUCGUGACAAUGGAGGGUAACAACACAGAAGGCAGACUUCUUGGUUUUUCCUGUGAUUUUCCUAUGAUUUUGGCGUAAUCCGUAAUUCGUCAUCAAAUGCUGACACCAUGGUCCUAGCCAGUGCGUGUUUGAGAGGCAUUCACCCCCCUGAUAAUAUUCAAAAUGGUGGACGUCCAAGGGGGAUGCCUCUCAAACACGCACUGGCUAGGACCAUGGCAUCAGCAUUUUGACGAUGAAUCAUGGCGUGGCAGCGGUUACUUGAGUCGACGUUCUGUGUGCCUUAUUCUGUGGUAACAAUCCCAUCAAUGACAUUGCUUUCACAAUGUGUGUGGUGAAAAUACAUAGCUGAGCUAACUGCACAUGAGGCAGUAGGUUUUUUUGCAUGUGCAGCAAGCUUAAUUCAAGUACCAAACAUACAUGUUCUGUCUUAAAGUCCUAAUUUUUUUCUUAUUUUCAAUAAACAGGUUUAUCAAACCUUACUCUGUGCCAACAACCACAAUCCCAACAUACUCCACCAAAUGUACCACCUGACUCUCCUUGCCAUAGUAGACAUUCUAGUGGCACAUAUACACCACCAUUAUUACCUGAUGCUAAAGGUUAUGGUUUGAUUCCACCUUGUAUCCCAGGUCAGCCACCAUGUGGCAAUAAUGUGCAAGUUCCUUCCACAAAGUCUGCUCCACCCAAGAUUUUUUCACCAGUGGGUGCUACAUUGGAAUCAGAUCCUAGUAUCAUCCACCCCCUGGCUCACAAAUCUGGCACUACCCCACCAACACAGCUCCCGCCAGUAACAACAGAACCACCAUCAAAUCUUGGUAAACCACUGUUUUCCUUUCCAAGCAGUUUCAAUAUGGUACCAAUUUCUAGUGCUUUAGAUACGAGCCAUGUUCGGUCAAAUCCUGUUAUUUCACCAGACACUUUUCCCCAAACUGUUGACAGUGCAAACACCGAUCAGAUGCCUAGUUUUCAAAGUACAAACAUGGUUAAACAAGGUACUUUAAUUUUUACACCAUCUCCAACUAGUGCUGACAGUGGUGCAACAUUACUUAUGAGUACUGUGGGAAAAAGAAGUCCUAUACUUAACAGGGCUUAUCAGAAUGGCAAUGGUCACAAACAUUACACACCACCACCUGUGAAUGGUAGUGGUAGAAAUUCCCCAGUUGUCUCUCCAGUUCUAGCACCAAGUAUGAAUAGAUCACCAGUAUCAACACCAACAAGUGGUCACAGUGCAUCCAGUACACCAAGAAGCUCAACCCCUGAUAAUGGAUAUCACUCUGAACAUGCCAGUCGACACAACAGUGAAGAUUUUGAUAGUGAAGAAGGAAUGAAAGUGACAGUUGCAGCUAUUGAAGAAAUAAUUAUAAAAUGUAGUAAUAUUUUGAAGGUAUUUAAUUCAUUUUAGUAUAUAAAGUAAUAUAGUACUUUAUAGAGAUUUCAAGCACUGAUAAAACUGAAAAUCUCACAUGUGAAAAUUAUCGCUUUUUAAUUAUCACUUUUCUGUAAAAAUUAUCGCUUUUCAAAGACUGUCCUUUAUAUAAUAAACAGAAAAAUACAUGGAUGCUUGGAAAGACCAUAUUUAUUUCUCAUGUUGAACAUGAUAUCAUGUUCAACACUCGAAAUAUAUAAAUCUGGUAUUUCCGCGCACCCAUGUAUUAUUCUUUGAUAAUUUUUGUUCAUAAUGAGUUUUUUCUGCAAAGAAAUACUGUAGUACUACUGUUUACCUGUUUUCAAUACAUUGUAUGCUGCUUGGUGAUCUCCACCUUGUUUUGUUUGCUGUCUUAUUGAAUGUAAAAAGAGAAAAUAGCAUCAUUUGUUUUUAGUAGUAAUAAUAUUUAAUCAUGAAACGUUUUCAUUCACAAAAUGUUUUUCAAAAUGUUUUGUCUUUUGCAGGCACGAGAGGUAGAAGAUGUUAAAAAGAAAGUGGGAAUCAUGAAACAACUAUGGAUUGAUGGGAAACUGUCUGUUCCUGUUCAAAUAACUAUGAAGUUAUUGACUAAAGGUAAUGUAAUGAAAACACAAGAUCAGUUUUCUGCAUUUCCAGCAACAAUUAGAAGGUGGACCACAAUGAACUACAUACAGUAUACCCACAUGUGUCUAUAACAAGAACAAAGGAUUAAUGAUUUGUCAACAGUACAUAUUUACAAAAUACAACUUCUAAAGAGACCACACUUUUAUUUACUCGUUUGUUGCUUUUCAAUUCUAGUACUGUUGGAUGGUGAUACUGAAACUGCUCAUAAACUUCAUCUUAAACUUAUGGUAGACUAUGUUGGAGAGGUAGGUAUUGAUUGAUUCACACUAGAACUAAUUUUAAAAUUUUGCUGUUAUUUAUAGCACAGUAUAAACUAUAAUAUUAAACUAAAUAAAUAUAGUGCGAUCAUGUACAAUAUUGAGGGUAAAACAGUUAUAACAGCACUGUGUAGUUCUAAUUCUUUAAUGCGACCAAGUGAUAACCAUGCUGCAUGAUUUAAAGACCUCAUUUGGAAACAUGUUAAAUUCUGGCUUUGAUCUGUUCCUGUAUACAGACUACAGACACAGAUACGAAGCCCAAUGACUUUUUCAAGAGUAAAAUCACAUGGCACUCUGGCUUUAGUAAUGUAAAUGAAUGGUAAAAAGCCUUACAGUAAUUUCCAAAUUAACCAAAUUUAUGACUACAAACCACCCAAUCGCAUAUACUUUAAGUCCUAACCUGACAUAUACAGUAACAUUUUUGUAAAAUGGGGCAAAUAAGCCAAUUCUUCUUUUCAUGAUUGGCUCGUCCCCUACUUUGGCUACUUUGGCUACUUUGGAUAACUUGUAUAUACCUAGCAUACAGUAUAACAAAAGUAACUAGGUAUUAGAUUUAUAUAUACGUUGAGAAAUUACUUUUGCGCAAAAAUAAUUCUGAUGUUGGGGAACUUUUUUGAUUCUGUACAAAAAAGAUACAAAGUUUCGAACUAACGGAAAUUAUUCUGAUGAAUCAGUUUCGAACGGAAAUUAUUGUAUAUGGAAAUUAUUCUGAUGUGUACGGAAAUUAUUCUGUGACGUCAUUUUUCUGUGACGAAAAUUAUUCUGUGACGUCAUUUUCAUACAUUUAUAUGGAAAAGUCACCUUUACAUGGUUGAUGGUAGCUUAAUUCGACAUAAUACAAAUGAUCCUUCUCUUUAGGUUAAACAGUGGAUGGUUGCCAUCAAAAGAUUAAUUUUAGCAGUGGGGAAUAUUAAUACUCCUGUUUCAUAGUGAAUAUAUAUUAUGUACUGUUUAAUAAACGAGCAGGAAUGUUUUAUUAAUAUUAGGUUUAAAGUCACGAGCGCGCAGCGUUGAGUGGCUUUAGACCUAAUAAAACACGACCUGCGAGUUUAUUAAACGGCUUCAAACACGACUACAAAUUCAUAUAUACUAACACAAUCACACGACUACAAUAGAUACUACCUUAUUUGUAUUCUUUAUAUAAAGAAUACUAAUUAGGAAUGUUUUAUCAGGUUUAAAGCCACUGCACGUGACAUGCAUAUUAUGGUAUACAUGAUUUGCCAAUAAGCUUAUGAAUUAUUAAUGAGUGUUUGAAAAUUUAUAUAAUAUUAUAUAUAUAUACCUAUAAAAUUAUUAUAUAUUGUAAGAUGACAAAUAUUUUAACUAUAUCCUCAAAUAAUUGAGGUUUACUAUAUAUUAAAAAUAAGUUGACCACUAUAUUGAAAUGCAAUUUCAAACUGUGCAAAUGUAUUCAAUUCUUAAUUCAAUUUAAUUAUUUGACCAAAGACUCAAAGUCUACACUCAGUAGCCUCUAUUAAUAAUUAUAUAUAUAAGCUGUACAUAUAAAAAUGAGGUAUAUGAAUUAGCAUGUUAAAUACGGACAUAAAAAGUUUGAAAUUGCAAUUUAAUAUAAUGGUGUAUGUAUAUGUUAAAUUGAGUGAAUUGGAACGAGCUAGAUGUUUAGUCUGCUACAACUUUCUGGAACUUUGGCUAUAUAGAACCUCAUUUUCGUGGACGCGAUAUUAGUUAAAGCAUAACGUGUCAAUCACAAAAACGAGGUUAUAUGGCCAAGAUGACGUACUGUACUUUCCAGAAGCGUGUAUUGAUUAGACUAUUUAAUAUGUUAUAAAAGUAGGUUAGUUGUGAAUAUUAACGUUGUUAUUAACAAAAUUACUGAACAGUGCCAGAAUUACUUGGCAAAAUAUUGAUGAUUACCGCUCUUGAGUUGCUGCAAAUACCAGUCCUCAAAAUUGCACCUCCCGAGUGUUCGCCACUACAUUUUGUUCACAAACAUGAAUAAGAAUCCGUAGUUAUAGGAUCGUACUUAUACGACGUUAUUCUGGUUCACAACACUCAACAGUAUUUUAAUAAAUUCAUAUACAAAUGUAAGUAAUAAAUUUUAGUAUUAUAUUUCUUUUAGUAUUAUAUUUCUUUUAGUAUUAGUUCUGUGUGUUAAACAAUAUGUAUAUUUGGUGAACAUUUGCCUUGGUGUGAAGCGACAAAACUGGUAGUAUAUAGUUGCGACUGUAUUUUAUCAAUAUAGUUAAUAAAUAUAUAUUAGUAAUUUAGUAUUAGAUCUAAAGUAACGUAAAAAAUGUGAAUCAAAAUAUUUACAUUAUAUUUUACUUACAAUUGUGUAA
Paramuricea clavata is the source of this 6831-nucleotide messenger RNA. Lineage: Eukaryota; Metazoa; Cnidaria; Anthozoa; Malacalcyonacea; Plexauridae. The record is from the annotation of a GenBank genome assembly.